CAACCAACAAGAAAGCAACAAGUGGUUUCUGGAUGGAGACCAGACGAGCUUCCAAAGGAGGGGCCUGAGAGGACACACGGGAAACUGCCAACAUCUGCAGCAUCCGCAGUAAUAAGAGACUGCUCAGACCAUCUCCUCAGAGGAAAAACCAGGAGCGGACUUUACCUGGUGACCCCUGACCUCCGCAGCAGCAGCUUUCAAGUGUACUGUGACAUGGAGUUGGAUGGCGGCGGAUGGACCCUCCUGCAGCGCCGCCAGGACGGCAGCGUGAGCUUCAACCGCUCCUGGGUGGAGUACCAGGCCGGCUUCGGAGUGCUGGACGGAGGAGAGUUCUGGCUGGGCAACAACAAGAUGCACCUGCUGACCCGGGACAGGGGCAUGGAGCUGCGGGUCGAGCUGGAGGACUUUGAUGGAGUGACUGAGCAUGCGCAGUAUGAGCACUUCAGGGUUGCCAGCGAGCGGCUCCGCUACAGACUGACGGUGGGCGGGUACUCAGGUACCGCAGGCGAUGCUCUGCGCUUCAGCAAAACCUACGACCACAACAACAGGGCGUUCACCACCCCUGACAGGGACAACGACCGGUACCCGUCCGGGAACUGCGGGGCCUACUACAGCUCCGGCUGGUGGUUUGAUGCCUGCAUGGCUGCAAACCUCAACGGCAAAUAUUACUUUGGAAAGUAUAAAGGAGUACGGGACGGGAUUUUUUGGGGAACAUGGCACAACAUAUCUACAGAGUACUACCCCACCAAUGAGAGACAGUCUUUUAAAUCCGUCAGGAUGAUGACCCGACCAAAGAGCUUUGGCUUGCGUUAAUAAAGCGAACAUUAAAUGCUUUUGUCCAGGUUUCUACGAAUCUUUUGUACUUUCCACUCAUUUUAACAACGAUUCAGUGCUGCCAUCUUGUGGCCAUAAAUUCAGCAAAGUGGUUUAAUUUACUAGAAUACAGAAACAGAUGAUAAGCUAUUUUACCAAAAGAUAUUAAGAAACACCCAUACAAAUCAUUGAAUUCAGGUGUUCCAGCCAUUGCUAUGGCUACAGAUACGUAUGGGCAGGUUUGAUAAGUUUUGUAAAAAAAAAAAAAAAAAAGAAAAGAAAAAAGAAAAGAAAAGAAAAAAUAUAUGUUAUACUGGUAAUAUUUCAAUAGAAAACAGAAAUGCAUUACUUUUGACAAUUAUUGCCAAAAACUGAUUGAUUACAGUAAUUACAAUGCAAUUAAAAUAUAAACAAUAGCCUAUCUGCUUAAUUUAGAAGAGGGUAUUUCAAGUACAUAUGCUUACUGUGGUAAACAUAAUAAAUUUUUAUUGAUGUUUCAAAACAACAUUAGUGUAAUGUAUUGCUGUCCUUAGGAGUUUAUGCCAAUAUGUUGAAUGUUUUUUGCAAAGAGAACUGUUUACAAGCAGCUGAAUUUGUCUUUCUUGUAACAAGGGGAAAAGGGCUGUUACUUUCUUUCAGCCAGCUGACCAGCAGUGCACAGCAACAGAUUGGGGCAGUGCUGUUUUAACCGACGCAACCCGGGAAAACUCCGGCCCUUCUACCAAUUUCUCUGGCAUUUUAUUAAAACAACUUUAAACUGCAGUGACUAUUAUUUAAUACCUCGCUGUGCCAUCAGAAAACAUCAGGUGUAAAAUGAAGCACUGAGGCAUACAGACGACUCAGGAAUUUGGUAAAUUCAGCUGUGGUGCAGUGACAGGAUGCCACGUGUACAAUAAGCUCAUUCAUAAAAUAUCCUCACUACUAAACGUUGCACUGUUAAUUGCAGUUGGAGUCAAAACAUACUGAAAGCAACUGAGAACAGCAGCAACUCUGCCUAGGAAACGGUAUGUCUGAAAUCACAGAGCGGAGAAAAUGCUGGCUGAAGUCUCCAUCUGUCUGCAGAGUCAAAUUUCAUGCUCUCUUUAUUUUAGCUUUUCAGAGCAGUGCAUCAAAAGCUUUCACAUCACUAAGUACUAUGCAAAGACUUGAAAGCAGAGGUGCAAAACGUAUUGCAUCCAGACUCUAGAAAUCUGGAGAAAAAAAAAAUCCUGCUACUCUCUGGCUCACCAGUGGAAAAUGCUUCCCGGAAGAGCUGAAGUUGUUACAGAUGAUUAUGAACACACGAAAGACUAUUAGGAAUGAGAUUUUAUUAAAGUUCAUUUGUGUAAAAGGAAGCAUCUCAGUAUUUUUGGUAAUAUAUUACAUUACAUUGUGUUGUUCAUAACUCCUUUUGAACUGUUUUUCCUUUCAUCAGUGAAGACAAGCUACUUUUCAAGCUACCUGAAGUGUAAAUCUGACAGGUAUUAAUUUUUUUUUUAUUGGUCUGGGAUGUCUUAUAAUACAGCUUGUUUAAUUAAAAUAAACAAAAUAAGUUUUUAUCUAA
This is a messenger RNA of Gambusia affinis (western mosquitofish), 2356 nucleotides long. Its product is annotated as fibroleukin-like. The transcript has 3 exons. The annotation marks the transcript as partial. Lineage: Eukaryota; Metazoa; Chordata; Actinopteri; Cyprinodontiformes; Poeciliidae. The record is from RefSeq and is a predicted model, not a curated record.